CAAAAACACAACCAAAUAUCCAAAAUCACUAAACCAAUCCUCUUACAGGCAUAAAAAUGCAGGGAGCUUUGUGCAUCAAACCAACCGUUCUUCCACUUUCUUCUCCAAAGCUCACUCUUCUCCCUCCUCAGACCAUCUCCACCACCAAACCCUCAAGACUCUCUUCUCUCAGAUUCAGACCAAACUCAUCAUCUCCUUCAACCUCUGAUCCACUCACCGUAGACUACAACGACUCUCCCCUUUCUGUUUUCCCAGCUGAAGCGUGUGAAGUAAUCAGCGGUUACGCCUGUUCUGCUGACAUUUACCCUGAAGUCAAGCUUGAAACAAAGCCCGUCUCACCUCCCGUGGCUUCAGAGCCCGUAGACCGAGAAUACCUAGAGUAUAACAACCCCAAAACAGUUUUCCCCGCAGAGGCUUGUGAUGAUCUUGGAGGAGAGUUCUGCGAACCUGACUAUCAAAAAGAUGUUUACUAGAAAAGUUUUUAAUCUGAUGUGAAUAUGUGUUUGUUGUAUCUCUGUAACCACUCAUUAAUGUAACUUAAUCAAGAAUGAGUUUGUGAAUCA
Molecule: messenger RNA, 563 nt
Organism: Brassica napus (rape)
Lineage: Eukaryota; Viridiplantae; Streptophyta; Magnoliopsida; Brassicales; Brassicaceae
Product: light-regulated protein 1, chloroplastic
Exons: 3
Coding region: 57-473 (138 amino acids)
Cellular component (GO): chloroplast
Source: RefSeq, a predicted model, not a curated record